AUGUCUCGUCCCUGCACUUCAGCAGACGCCAGGCACGCCACCGGCCAGCCUCCUUCUUACGAUACGGUUCAGCAGCAGCAAGACCGACAGUUCCAAAACUUCGACUCGAAAGAGUGGGAAUGCGUGCCCAAGAACCUCAGCAUCAUCUACUCCCCUGUCCCUAUCGGAGCAGGUGCCAAUGUUAGCAGGAGAGGAAUCAGCUGGGAAGCCAGAUUUCGAGUAAGAGCCAAAGAUCUCCCCCGCCUCAUGAGAGAGGGCUUCCACUGGACAGUCGCCAACAUCCAUCGAGAGGCCGGUUACUUUGAAUAUGAAGCCAAGGAGCCUGUCAUGAAAGAAGCUGGCUGGACCUGUACACGCAAUUACUACCUCUCCGAUCUAGGUCCCGACCAGAACUGGACCGCCAAGAUGACGGUUUGCGCUCGGGACCUACAGACUCUUGCGCGGUUUGACAUGGCCAAACUUCGGCCUGAGCAAGCUUACACCGCCCUCGCGUGGACCAACGUCCAGCAAGGCCAGCACAUCUACAACUUUGAACGUCUAGCUCCCUGUAGGAAUUUCAAUGCGAUUUACGACGACAUGCCGCUGGAAGGAUGGUGGCCGUGGCCGAAGAGACAACCCGGCGUUGACGACAAGCCCGAAGCAGAUACAAAGAGCUCAUAG
Colletotrichum abscissum is the source of this 660-nucleotide messenger RNA. RefSeq lists its product as uncharacterized. Lineage: Eukaryota; Fungi; Ascomycota; Sordariomycetes; Glomerellales; Glomerellaceae. The transcript has a single exon. Bases 1 to 660 code for a protein of 219 amino acids. The record is from RefSeq and is a predicted model, not a curated record.